Molecule: messenger RNA, 1038 nt
Organism: Aspergillus vadensis CBS 113365
Lineage: Eukaryota; Fungi; Ascomycota; Eurotiomycetes; Eurotiales; Aspergillaceae
Product: caspase family protein
Exons: 3
Coding region: 1-1038 (345 amino acids)
Biological process (GO): proteolysis
Molecular function (GO): cysteine-type endopeptidase activity
Source: RefSeq, a predicted model, not a curated record
AUGUCACUGCGAUGUAUCGCCGAUGUCUACCAUAACUCCUACAACCAAGGCAACCACAGCGCCCCUCCGCCGCCGCCCAGCGAACCCGUCAGCUUCGGCCAAGGCGCGCCGCAGGGUUACAACUUCCAGUACUCGCGCUGCACGGGCAAGAGAAAGGCGUUGCUGAUCGGUAUCAACUACUUCAACCAGAAGGGCCAGCUGCGCGGAUGUAUCAACGAUGUCAAGAACAUGUCCACCUACCUAAACCAGAACUUUGGUUACGCUCGCGAAGACAUGGUCCUCCUGACGGAUGAUCAACAAAACCCCAUGAGUCAACCCACCAAGGCUAACAUCCUUCGGGCUAUGCACUGGCUCGUCAAGGAUGCCCAGCCGAACGAUUCGCUCUUCUUCCACUAUUCUGCAGGACACGGUGGACAGACGCCUGACCUUGACGGCGACGAAGACGACGGAUACGACGAAGUUAUCUACCCGGUCGAUUUCCGGGCUGCCGGCCACAUUGUUGACGAUGAGAUGCACCGAAUCAUGGUCAAACCGCUGCAGCCGGGUGUCCGACUGACGGCUAUCUUCGACUCCUGCCACUCGGGUUCCGCACUCGACCUGCCCUACAUCUACUCGACCCAGGGUAUCCUCAAGGAACCCAACUUGGCCAAGGAGGCGGGCCAGGGCCUGCUGGGUGUGGUUUCGGCUUACGCGCGUGGCGACAUGAGCGGCAUGAUGUCGACGGCCGUUGGGUUUUUCAAGAAGGCGACCAAGGGCGACGAGGCGUACGAGCGCACCAUCCAGACCAAGACCAGUCCAGCCGACGUUAUCAUGUGGUCCGGCAGCAAGGACGACCAGACCAGUCAGGACGCCCAGAUCGCCGGCCAGGCUACCGGCGCCAUGUCCUGGGCCUUUAUCAGCGCGCUUCGCAAGAACCCGCAGCAGAGUUACGUCCAGCUGCUGAACAGCAUCCGAGACGAGUUGUCCACCAAGUAUACGCAGAAGCCGCAGCUGAGCUGCAGCCAUCCCUUGGGUAAGCAGUCGCCUGUCGCUUCGUGA